AACAAAACGACAUUAACUUUCAUAACGUGAAAAGGGAAUUUCGAAAUUGUUCGCAUAAAAACCAACAUAACGAUUGCAAGAUCUCGUUUGCGGGUGCCGAUUUCUUGAAAGAAGAUGAAAUAGACGCCAUGUGCAUGGAAGUUCUCAAGCUCUACCCGAAGGGCAUCGAUAUCCUCAUUAACAAUGCAGGUUUUAACGAGGUCUGUCUACUAGAGGACUGUUCCAUGGAGUUGUGGCAUCGCAUGAUAGCCGUGCACCUUACAUCCGCCUUCAUGCUCACAAAAUGGGCAUUACCGCUCAUGAAGAAAAAAGGUUGGGGUCGUAUUGUGAACACGUCCUCCCAGAUGGGCCUCAUUAGUACCCCUGGUAAAGUACCCUACGGCUGUGCCAAGUCGGGCCUCAUUGUCCUAGCCAAGGGCGCAGCGCUAGAAGGAGCGGAAUACGGGGUAACGUGUAACGCCAUCUGUCCUGGAUUCGUCGAGACAGAUCUGCUGAAAAUUCAGAUCGGGAAGAUGGCCUCUGAAAAGCAAAUCUCUUAUGAGAUAGCAAGGGACCAAUGGUUUGCUGGAAGCAAUCCUACCAAGAAGCCAGUGUCUGUUGAGCAGGUCGCUGCUCUGGUAGGGUUCUUGUGCAGCGAAGAGGCCGCAAGUAUAACGGGAUCAGCUCAUAGUAUUGACGGCGGAUACACAGCUAGAUAAAAAACGCCGGAUACACAACUAGAUAGAACACACCCGUUACAACAGAUAUACUAUUGACCAUA
This is a messenger RNA of Mya arenaria, 760 nucleotides long. RefSeq names its product D-beta-hydroxybutyrate dehydrogenase-like. The coding region runs from base 129 to 698 and encodes 189 amino acids. The record is from RefSeq and is a predicted model, not a curated record. Gene Ontology annotation, molecular function: oxidoreductase activity. Lineage: Eukaryota; Metazoa; Mollusca; Bivalvia; Myida; Myidae. The transcript has 8 exons.